Molecule: messenger RNA, 4456 nt
Organism: Drosophila biarmipes
Lineage: Eukaryota; Metazoa; Arthropoda; Insecta; Diptera; Drosophilidae
Gene: bsf
Product: leucine-rich PPR motif-containing protein, mitochondrial
Exons: 5
Coding region: 92-4330 (1412 amino acids)
Molecular function (GO): protein binding
Source: RefSeq, a predicted model, not a curated record
UCAUCGAUUCUAGUUCCUGCUCCACCGCACGUCGUGCGAUUCAAUUUUAAUAAUAAUUUGAAGUUAUUAAUUAAAACCGAGCAAUCCCGCAAUGGCAUCCAUCCUGAGGACGGGGAAACUGCUGCGCUACUUCGCCGGCUUCACGAGAAACGUGGUGGUGAGCUCGGUGCGCGAGAACGAGAGCAGCAAUCUGCUGAACAAUGCGCCCUGCAUGUGCGGACAGUUCCAGAACGGUUUUGCCACAAAUGCCGCAGCGAAGGCUGAACUGAGUCUGGACAAACAGAUUCGCCGCCUGGACCAGGAUGUGCGCCGCAUUGGUCGCAUUUCUCGCCGGGAUCUGGAGGAGAUACUCGAUGAGAUUCGCACCCACAGGACGGCCACCAGCUCGCAGUCCCUGCUUGUGAUUCGUUGCUGCGGAAACCUGGUGCCCGAGGAGCUGCCCGAGGUCAGGACGGCCUUGGUCCAGGAGAUCUGGAAGACCCUGAACGCCCUGAAUGUGCCCAUGGACAUCUCGCAUUACAAUGCCCUGCUCCGAGUUUACUUGGAGAACGAGCACGGCUUCGCCCCCACUGACUUUCUGGCCGAGAUCGAGGCCAAGGGCAUCGAGCCCAAUAGGGUGACCUAUCAGCGUUUGAUUGCUCGUUAUUGCCAGCAGGGAGACAUCGAAGGAGCCACCAGGAUCCUCGAAUUUAUGAGGGCGAAGAGUCUUCCGGUCAACGAGAAUGUAUUCAAUUCCCUGAUCCUGGGACACUCGCAGGCCAACGACUUGGAGUCCGCCAAGGGCAUCCUGGGAGUGAUGAAGCAGGCAGGAUUGGAGCCCAGUGCCGACACAUACACGACCCUUCUGUGUGCCUUUGCCCGUCACGGCGAUCUGGCUGCCCUGAAGGAAACCCUGGCUGAGUGCGAGCAAAAGGAGAUCAUUUUGCUGGACAAGGAUCUGCUGGACAUCGUGUACACGCUCUCCGUCAAUGGCCAUGGAGAACAAGUGGAUGAGGUCCUGACCAAACUGCGUCUCUCACCCGGCUUUAAUCAGGAUGCGGUGAAUGUGAUCCUUCGCCUGACCAAUAAGGGUUACGAGGAUGUGGGUCUGAAGAUCCUCCGAGUGAUGCCAAGGAGCAGUCGUGUAAAUGGCGAACCCGUUGAUGUGGGAGCCUUCUUUAUCAGGCAGAUGGUCAAGGCUAACCGGCCCGUGGAGAAGAUCCUGUCCAUUUGCAAGACAUUACAAUCGGAGGGACUUAAUCCCAAGGCAUUGACAAUUGCCACGGAAGCUGGCUUGACGAACGGAGUGGUUAACAAUGCCCUUCCCCUGCUGCAAGAGAUGAAGAACGCUGGUUUGCCCAUCAGACAGCACUACUUCUGGCCUUUGAUCUGUUCUGUGGAAUCCAAUCAGGUUUUGGAAAUCGUGCGUCGCAUGCAGCAGGAUUUCUCGGUGUUCCCUAACUCCGAAACCGUCAGGGAUUAUGUGAUCCCCAACUUGAAGGAGAAGAACUGGGAGAGGAUUGUCACCGCUUUGAGGGAUGCUGGAGUCCCCAACUCCACUGCUGUUACCUCGGCCGUUUACUCCGCCCUGGUGACCCACCAAAUUGCUGAUGCAGCCAAGAUAAUGGAGCAAAACAGAGCGUACUACGUGCCUUUCUUGUUUAGACAACCCUUGAUCCUGGCCCUUAGUCACACCAAUGACUACGCCUCCUUCAUCCGCUGUGUCCGUCAAAUUCACGAGGGUCUGCAGUUUAGACAAGGCAAGGAGGAGGAAUCUGAAGCUGCGGAAGGCGGCGCUGCUGCUUCUGCCGAUCGCAACACUCCCGAUGUUGUUGGCGCCAUUGUCCAGGAGGCUUCCACCUACUUCCGGCGAGACCGCGCAGCUACGUUGGAGAAAAUCCUCAAGGGAUUGGUCAAGCAGGGAUUGUCCAUUAGCAGUGCCAAAGCCACACAGUUAUCUGAGCAAUUGGGUUCCGAAUUGACUCCAAGGAUAUCUGAACUUUUGGGCAAACUGAGCUCAGGUGAACUGCAGCCAGUUGCUCUGCCAAACAGCGGCAAGAGAGGUCUGGAUUCGCUUUCCAUUGAUGAACUGGAGCGAUUCAUAGUCAAUGUAGAGGGCAAGGGAGAGAAUGCCAACAACAUCAAAAGACAACUUUUGGCCGCCUGCUUCCGUUCGCAAAACCUGGACAAAACCCUUCAGGUCAUCGAGAAACUUGAGGCCGAGAAAUUCCAGAUCCCGAUUGGCGUCUAUGCGCAGCUCAUUGAUCUGUACACGCAUCACAAGAAAAGUUCGGAGGCCUUGGAGAACUAUGAAAAACUGAAGGCCAAGGAUGCCACCUUCAAGUUGGAUAACCUAAAGGCUGUUCGUCUGGCGGAUCUCCUCCUGCAAGAGGAACGUGUUGAUGCUGCUUUCAAGGUGCUCGAGGAUAAUAAGAAGGAUGCGCCCAUAUCCGAAGCCGAAGGUAGCUUUAACUAUGUGAGCACCGUGUGGAGAAUCUUAAAUUCCCUCGCUGAAGCUGGUCAACCGGAAAAACUGCGAAAAGUAUUUGAUGCCCUGGUCGCUGCCAAUUACGUUGUGCCCACCAAUGUGCUCCUUGGUCCCCUGAUCAAGGUUCAUCUGGUCAAGGAUGAUAUCCCAAAGGCCAUCGAAGCCUUUGAGGACAUUUGCCAGAAGUAUAAGUCUACUCCCUGGAAAAAUGAGCUGGCUUGUCGCUUGAUCCAAAAAGAAGAUGCAGCGAAUCUGCAGAAGUUGACCGAUUUGAGCACCGGCAUUCACGGUGAGGUGAACAGUCUUUACGAUCUGGUCUUCUCCUUUGUGGAGUGCGGCCGUGUGAGGCAGGCCAGGAAGAUCCUGGAAACCCCCGGAUUGCGCACCCGCCCCCAGAGAAUCAGCAGUGCCUGCGAUCGCUACAAGAAUGAGGGAUUGCUCCAGCCUCUGGAGGGUCUUAUUGAAGCCACAAAGGACCUGGGCCACAUCGAUAGAAACAAGAUUUACUACACCCUGCUCUUGAGCUACGACAAAGCAGAUGAGGCUGAGAAGGCACUUGGACUAUGGACCAAAAUGCAGGAGGAGGCUGUGACACCCAACGAUGCCUUCCUUUUGAAACUGGCCGAAAUCCUCAAGAGGAAAAACAUUGAUGUGCCUUUUGUGGUGCCCGAGACCCAAAAAGAACAAGCCAAAGCCAGAAAAAACAAAACUAAGGACCAAGUGACCACAGAAACUGCAAAAAUUUCAGAGCAACCCAAGGAGAAGCCUUCCAGGAAGGAGCAGUCCAAAUCAGAAGCAGCCAAGACUAGUCCGCCACCCAAACCGGUUUCCCAUUUGUCUGGCUUCCGCAAAGCCAUCCUGGCCAACGAUCCCGAUGCAGCCAUCUCCCAUAAACAAAGUUUUCUGAGCGGAGAGAAGGUUGGUGCCCUGGACACCUCCCGACUGAUUGAACUUCUGGUUCGCGCCGACCGCCUGACUGAGGCCACAAAAUACGUUGAGGAACUCCUGGGCGACAAGUUGCAUCCACAGCCCAAGAUCUUUAAGUUUUACCUCAACAAAAUUGCUGCUGCUGGCGACUUGGAAACCCUUGAGAGGAUUGGCAAGCAGCUGAACGAGGAGCAGAAGCGUCUGGUUUCGUUCGACAACCGCUUCUGUCAUGCUAAUAUAGUGGCCGGAAAGGCGGAUCAGUUCCUGAAACAGUUGACCACGGAAAUCGAUGGAGCCAAAACCCCUGAGGAGACCACCAAGCUGGCCGAGAAGUUCCCGCGCGGAGGAGCUGUGGGCAUUUUGGAAAAACACCCGGAGUUGGUGCCGCAAUACCAAUCCCUGGCUGAGAAGUUUGCCGCCCACAAUCAACUUGGACCCAUGAAUGUCCUAUGGAUGCACCUCGUUUCCAGUGGUCAGGAGGUGGCCUCCAAGGAGAUCUGGGAUAAGCACCUGUCCAAUGCCCCAAGGCUGAUGUUCCAGCGCGUUUUGCAGACGGCACGGGAGCAGAAGGACGAGAAACUCGCCUCCACGGUCAUUUCCCAGCUGAAGAACAGCAAAAUCUCGGAGGGAGCCAUCGGAAACGCGUACUCGUGCCUCAUCGAUAUACAGACGACGAAGGGAAACUCCGACAAGGCGCUGGAGGUGCUGAGCGCUGCCAUCAAGGAAGUCUCCCUAGAAAACAUCAACAGGACAGCUCUGCUUCGCCUAAAACAGGCUGUUGAGGAGAAGUCGCAGAAGUUCCCCUACACGAUUCCCGAGAAGCGAACGAAGGCCGACGACUCCAGCUCCUCGUCAUCCUCGUCUUCCUCCAGCGACGACGAUGUGUCGCCAUCGAUACCCGAAACCGUUCCACCCAAGCCGGACAGCAAGGCUUAGUGGCUUUUGGAUAAGGUCCUUCUCUAGUUUAACCCGUCGUGAUUAAAGCCUAUUUUUAAAGUAUUUACUAUGGAUAAACAAUUUGUAAACUAAAAUAAAUUUAGUUGUUUUGUUGCGAAAUUACAA